Molecule: messenger RNA, 2751 nt
Organism: Cyphellophora europaea CBS 101466
Lineage: Eukaryota; Fungi; Ascomycota; Eurotiomycetes; Chaetothyriales; Cyphellophoraceae
Exons: 1
Coding region: 1-2751 (916 amino acids)
Cellular component (GO): nucleus
Molecular function (GO): RNA polymerase II CTD heptapeptide repeat phosphatase activity
Source: RefSeq, a predicted model, not a curated record
AUGCUGCUCCGACUCCCCAACUCCCUCCAUUACCCAAUUACCAUCACAAAGAUCGAGAAACGCGUCGGCGAGUUCAUUCAGAUAGACGAUCAGCUCUUCCUUUAUUCCUACAAAACAAAGCGACAAGAAGCCAGAGGUCGCUAUGAUGAAGAGGAUGUAUGGGUUGAGCGCGAGCUUACGACACACUUUGCGAGCACACUAGAAGGCACCAUUGCACAGUGGCGCGUUUGGGAUGGUGAUGUUAUACCAGGCCCCUGUGACGUCUGCGAAAUCACUGAGGAAUGUCCGCAUGAGGUCCAGUUCAAUGGAUUGUGUACGAACUGCGGCAAGGACCUUACCAGGGAGAUGCCUGGAGUGGCACCCUCCAUCGAACGAGCACCCAUCCGUAUGGCACACGACACCCCUCAUUUAACAAUCAGUCAAGAUGAGGCCGCAAAAAUUGACGAAGAGUCUAAACAGAGGUUGCUGGCGGCGCGCAAAUUGUCCUUGGUGGUCGAUCUGGACCAGACAAUCAUUCACGCCGGCAUUGACCCAACUAUCGGCGAAUGGCAGAGAGAUCCAGAAAAUCCCAAUCACAGCGCAGUCAAAGACGUCCCUGCCUUCCAGCUACUAGACGAUCCGGCUGGUAUGCGUGGCUGUUGGUACUACAUCAAACUGCGCCCCGGCUUGACCGAGUUCCUGGAGCAUAUCUCCCAGCUAUAUGAGCUGCACAUCUACACCAUGGGAACGCGUCAGUACGCCAGACAAAUUGUCGAAAUUGUCGAUCCUGAGCACAAGUUUUUCGGCGACAGGAUAUUGAGCCGCGAUGAGAGCGGCAGCAUGUCUGUCAAGAACUUGGAGAGAUUGUUCCCCAUCGAUACGAAAAUGGUUGUUAUUAUCGAUGAUCGUGGUGAUGUCUGGAAAUGGAGCGCCAACCUUGUACGUGUGACGCCCUUCGACUUUUGGGUUGGCGUUGGAGAUAUCAACUCGAGCUUUCUGCCCAAGAAGGAGGAGAUUCAGGCCACUACAAGCGACCCGGCGCCGAAAGUGCCAGAAACGGUCAUUGAUGACGAGGGCGGCGAGAAUUCCAACGGUGUUGCGGCAGAUGGGACUUCAACAUUACAGAAUGGCACAUCAGCGCUCGAGAACAUCCUUGCAAUGAGUGGCAGUAAUGAUCCUGCGGCGCGUCAAGAGCAGACCGAGUCACAGGAGAAAAUGAUCAACAAAAUCCUCGAGGAAAAGCCGCUAGAGCGCAUGCAACGUGAGCAGGACGAGAAAGAUGCCGCUGCAGAAGCUGCAGCUCCCGUCACUGGUGACGAUGAACAACACACAAACGGCGAGUCUAACACUGCCACACUUGCACAAGCCACAACCCACACCACAGACUCCGAUUCCGAUUCCUCUACGGAGUCUCAGAGCGGUACACCUAAGAAAGCCGUUGCUCGACAUUCCAUUCUCAAAGACGACGACGAGGAGCUCAUCCACCUCGAAGCAGGUCUGACCGCUGUGCAUGCGGCGUUCUUCAAGGAGUGGGAUCGUAGACGUAUCUCUGGUAAGGGUGGCCGCGUAGCUGCCCUGGCCGGGCAGAAAAAGGCCCCGCUACCUGACUCGUCGGCCGACGACGAUGGCCCAGCGAAUCUCGCCCUUGUGCCAGACGUCAAGCGUGUCAUGCCAGCGAUGAAGAUGCGCGUCCUUUCAGGCGUCGUAUUGGUCUUCUCGGGCGUCCUCCCUCUCGGUACAGACAUUCAGUCAGCUGAUAUUUCUACCUGGGCCAAGACCUUUGGAGCCACCGUCCGCGAGGAAGUAGGUAGGGAUGUUACACAUGUCAUCGCCGCACGAGCUGGUACAGCGAAGGUCAAGCGCGCUGUGAAGCGAGGCAUAAAAAUCGUGAGCACUGCGUGGCUGUUCGAAAGCAUGGUUCGGUGGCGCAAACUCGAUGAGCGGCCCUACCUGCUUGAAGGCGCGGGGAAAUUAGAAGAUGCCCCAGCAUCAAGUCCGACUCGAGCUCCGGAGACUGAGGGAUUCGGCGCGAUUAGUUCUGACCUUAUGCUCAGCGAUUCCGAUGACACCGACCUUUCCACAGACGAAGACGGUGCAGGCUCCAGCCCAACACGGAAGCGACUCAAGUUGGACACCGCUCUCGACGGGCUGGACGAUGAUGAAGAAGAGUACUCUCCGCCAACUUUCAACCAGGAGGAGUACGACAAAAUCCAGGAGGAGCUGCGCGAGUUCAUGGGAAGCGAUAUGGACUCGGAGAGCGACAAUGAGAGCGUGCGCUCCGAACUCAGCGUACGAGCAAAGAAGCGUCGACGAGGAGAAAUGGAAGACGGCACCGACGGCACGAGCAGUGACACCGAUGGCAACGUAUUGGACGUUACAAAGAAGCGGCCAGCUACCGGCUCAAGACUUAAGGAAAUCCAGAGUCUGGCAAGUGAGAAAGCGACUUCGCCUCUGCAAACUUCUACUUCAUCAAACUCGCUUUCACCUCCAGUCUCAGCAUCAACAAAGUAUACGCAACCCAGCAAUAUCUCCAAAGCCGAACUCUCUGAGGAGGCGGCGGCGGCAGCUCGACAGCAGCGUGAUGAUGAGCAGAUCGAGCGUGAGCAAGCGGCGGCAGAGUCCGAAGACCGACAAGUACAAGCAGAAGAGCUCGACAGUGACGACGAGGAUGAGCGUGAGCUGGAGGAGAUGCUAGCUGGCGGUAGCGAUCUUGAGGAUGAACGAGAGCACAUGGAGGAGGUCACCGAUUUGCAGGAGCGGUGGGCGAUGUGA